Psilocybe cubensis is the source of this 477-nucleotide messenger RNA. RefSeq lists its product as uncharacterized. The record is from RefSeq and is a predicted model, not a curated record. Lineage: Eukaryota; Fungi; Basidiomycota; Agaricomycetes; Agaricales; Agrocybaceae. The transcript is spliced from 5 exons. Bases 1 to 477 code for a protein of 158 amino acids.
AUGGACGUUAAGAGGCUUGCCGCACCACCACACCCGGCGAUCAGCGUGCACCAACACGCACGAUACCACUACCAACAUCGACUGAGGUGGUUCAACGAUACCGCCAUUCAACUACCUCCGUAUCUAGACGUCCGAAGGUUAACUACAAUCUGCAUAUAUAUGCUCUCAUACAUCUUCUUUUUACUCGCUACUCUCUCAACACCGGAUUCUUCGGCAGCGGAAAGCGCCCAAAUGAUUUGCGUCGAGGGUUCCUCGAGCAAAGCUGAGGAUCAACAUGGGAGCUGGGUUACAUGGAGGAUAUAUUUGCGUACACGAGCAAUGGGGGAAGCGGCUUGGACAGUCAGAGCUGAGGACACAGCUGCAAAGACCAGGGAGAAGAUGCUGAUGGUGAACUUCAUGUUGAUGGUUUCAUACCUGGCCAUAAUCAAAAGACAAUCGUCGACUGUAAUGAAGACUACAUUCCAAAGCCUCCGAUGA